AUGAUCAUAGGAUUCGACGGCACCCCCUGCUAUCAACCUUCCGAGAACUGCCCCAUCAAAUAUGCUUACUGGAAGUACCGCCCAUCCCUGGCUAUCAACGCCACCUUCACCGCCAUCUUCAGCCUAUCCUUGAUCGCUUUCGUCAUCCAAAGCACUGCUGGCAAGAAAUGGCUUGCAUUCACUAUUGCCAUGGCCCUGGGCUGCAUGGUUGAGAUCAUCGGCUAUGUUGGACGUAUACUAGCCCAUCAAGAUGCAUUUGAAGAGGGUCCCUUUCUCGUCCAAAUCGUCUGCCUGACCAUCGGCCCGGCCUUUCUCGCCGCAGGAAUCUACUUGUGUCUCUCCGUUAUUGUCGUCACCAUUGAUUCCCGAAACUCACGCAUCAAGCCCAUGUCGUAUCCGAAAAUCUUUAUUCCAUGCGACGUCAUCUCCCUCAUACUCCAGGCCGUUGGAGGUGGCAUGACGAGUGUGGCUCUGCACAACAAUGAAGACACAGCAACCGGCACUAACAUUAUGAUUGCCGGUCUCGGCUUCCAAGUUGCAACAAUGCUCGCCUUCAUCUUACUGGCUGUUGACUUUGCCUGGCGGACGUAUCGGAACCGUGUAGUCCUUAUACAGACUGUCACCCCUUAUCACCACCAGCCAAGUCUCAACCCAUCGCCACGCUUCAAAGCCUUCCUCGUCGCCUUGUCGCUGUCGACCCUCUGCAUCUUUGCACGAUGCGUCUUUCGUGUGGCCGAGCUGAGUGACGGCUGGACAGGCAAGCUGGCUACUACUCAAAAAUACUUUGUUGGACUCGAGGGCGCCGUCGUUGCUGCUUCGGUUCUCCUCUUGAACAUCUGUCAUCCGGGAUUCUGCUUCAAAGCUGCCACAGAGCCGGGAAACGCACAGUCGGGUAACAGAACCUGGUUUUCUAGGAAGUCGAGCGCUGAUGAGAGUCAUCGCAUAGGAAGUGAUAUGAUGCUGGCCGAUCUCCGGGCCCGUGUGGCAAAAUAG
This is a messenger RNA of Exserohilum turcica Et28A, 993 nucleotides long. RefSeq lists its product as uncharacterized. The record is from RefSeq and is a predicted model, not a curated record. The transcript has 2 exons. The coding region runs from base 1 to 993 and encodes 330 amino acids. Gene Ontology annotation, cellular component: fungal-type vacuole; plasma membrane. NCBI's taxonomy places the organism in Eukaryota, Fungi, Ascomycota, Dothideomycetes, Pleosporales, Pleosporaceae.